Molecule: messenger RNA, 2356 nt
Organism: Arachis stenosperma
Lineage: Eukaryota; Viridiplantae; Streptophyta; Magnoliopsida; Fabales; Fabaceae
Product: organellar oligopeptidase A, chloroplastic/mitochondrial-like
Exons: 16
Coding region: 66-2168 (700 amino acids)
Biological process (GO): peptide metabolic process; proteolysis
Cellular component (GO): chloroplast
Molecular function (GO): metalloendopeptidase activity
Source: RefSeq, a predicted model, not a curated record
AUGCUUGUUACAAAACUCUCAUUCUUUCACUCUUUCACGCACACUCUCAUUUCCUUUAUUCAACAAUGGCGGCAACUACACAGGACGAUAACCCACUCCUGAAGGACUUCGAUUUCCCUCCUUUCGAUGCGGUGGAAGCGAAGCACGUGCGCCCGGGGAUCCGCGGCCUCCUCACGAAGCUGGAAGCUGACUUGGACGAACUUGAACGCACUGUUGAGCCCUCCUGGCCCAAACUUGUUGAACCCUUGGAGAAGAUCGUCGAUCGCCUCUCCGUUGUCUGGGGCAUCGUCAACCACCUCAAGUCCGUUAAGGAUAAUUCCGACCUCCGUUCCGCCAUUGAAGAUGUUCAGCCGGAGAAGGUUAAGUUCCAGCUUAGAUUAGGGCAAAGCAAGCCCAUUUACAAUGCCUUCCGAGCCAUUCAGGAGUCUCCUGAUUGGAACACAUUGAGUGAUGCUCGCAAGCGUAUAGUUGAAACACAAAUAAAGGAGGCGGUUCUUAAUGGAGUUUCUCUUGAAGAUGACAAAAGAGAGCAAUUUAACAAAAUUGAACAGGAACUAGAAAGGUUAUCACAAAAAUUUGAGGAGAAUGUUUUGGAUGCAACAAAAAAGUUUGAAAAGCAAAUCACUGAUAAGAAAGAGAUUGAAGGAUUACCUGCUACUGCUCUUGGGUUGGCGGCUCAAAGUGCAGUGUCUAAGGGACAUGAAAAUGCUUCGGCUGAGAAUGGACCAUGGGUUAUCACAUUGGAUGCUCCAUGUUUUAUUGCUGUAAUGCAACAUGCUCGUAAUCGUUCUUUGCGUGAGGAAGUCUACCGUGCAUAUGUUACGCGUGCUUCAAGUGGAGAUUUGGAUAAUACAGACAUAAUUAAUCAAAUUUUAAAGCUUAGGCUGGAAAAGGCCAAGCUUCUCAAUUACAACAACUAUGCUGAGGUUAGCAUGGCUACCAAAAUGGCAACUGUUGAUAAAGCAGAAGAACUUCUGGAAAAGCUUCGCAAAGCUUCCUGGGAUGCUGCCGUGCAAGAUAUUGAAGAUCUUAAGGAAUUUGCCAAAAGUCAAGGUGCAGCUGAAGCUGACGAUUUGACACAUUGGGACAUCAACUUUUGGAGUGAGAGGCUACGUGAAUCAAAGUAUGAUAUUAAUGAGGAAGAACUACGCCCAUUUUUCUCUCUCCCAAAGGUUAUUGAUGGGCUCUUUAACCUUGCAAAAACUCUUUUUGGUAUUGAAAUUGAGGCAGCUGAUGGCCUAGCCCCGGUUUGGAAUAAGGAUGUCAGGUUCUUCCGUGUUAAAGAUUCUUUAGGUAGUCCAAUUGCAUACUUCUAUUUUGACCCAUACAGUCGUCCCUCUGAAAAAAAACAAGGUGCAUGGAUGGAUGAAGUUGUUGCUCGUAGUCGUGUAUUAUCACAUGAUGGUAUCUCGCCAAGGUUACCUGUUGCCCACAUGGUGUGCAAUCAAACACCACCAGUAGGGGACAAGCCUAGCCUAAUGACAUUCCGUGAGGUUGAGACCGUCUUCCAUGAAUUUGGUCAUGCACUACAACACAUGCUUACCAAGCAGGAUGAGGGUUUGGUUGCUGGUAUUCGAGGGAUAGAGUGGGAUGCUGUUGAGCUACCUUCUCAGUUCAUGGAAAAUUGGUGCUAUCAUAGAGAGACUCUAAUGGGUAUUGCAAAGCACUUUGAAACUGGGGAGUCUCUCCCCGAAGAUGUAUACUUGAAGCUUGUUGCAGCUAGGACUUAUCGUGCUGGGUCUCUAAGUCUUCGGCAGUUAAGAUUUGCAACUGUAGAUCUAGAGCUUCAUACAAAAUAUGUUCCUGGAGGACCAGAAUCCAUCUAUGAUGUUGACCGGAGAGUUUCUGAGAGAACACAAGUGAUUCCUCCACUGCCAGAGGAUAGGUUUCUUUGCAGUUUUAGCCACAUAUUUGCAGGUGGAUAUGCAGCUGGAUAUUACAGUUACAAGUGGGCUGAGGUGUUGUCUGCAGAUGCUUUCUCUGCAUUUGAGGAUGCUGGGUUAGAUGACAUCAAGGCUGUUAAAGAAACAGGGUGCAAGUUCCGGGAGACGAUUCUUGCUCUUGGAGGCGGCAAGGCACCCCUAGAGGUGUUUGUGCAAUUCCGGGGACGAGAACCAACACCGGAUGCAUUGCUCAGGCACAAUGGCCUAUUGUCAGCUGCAGCUUGAGUAUAGUAUCUAAUGUUUGGUGAAGAUCGGAGGCAGAACAUCAUGUUAUUUUAUCACCAAUACAUGAGAUUUGGAGAUGGCUUGUUUCACACUGCCAUAUCAAAUCUGUGCAACUGAACAAAAAGUAACCUUUACUUACCUUAAUCUAUCAGAAAACAUCAAUAAAAAAGUCCAAUUGUCAUUGAUAA